UGAAAGCUAAGGAGCUCCACAGUGAAGGAGAAAAAUACAUUCUUGCGUUACGGUUUCAAAAAGACAGCAAAACAUGAUAUUUCGUUGACUUCUCGUCUGUUUUUUUUUUUUUUUUCGCUUUUUGCAGCAAUAAUUUUCUUUCGGAAUAAGUCGCCACGUUUGGAUGUAUGUAGAGUGCGCGCUACCCUGACGGAGAAUGAAGUGGAGGCGCUUUUGGUUCAGUCGUGGAUGAUGUCCCGAAAUGAAUACCGAUUAUCAGAAGCCACCUCUAGCUCCUAAACCAAAGAUUCUCAAUCGCCUGUCUAUUAAGCUGCCUUCAUCCCUGAUGUCAAGACCCUGCUCCUCAGCUCGGGGUCCCAAACCUCCUGUGGCACCGAAACCCAGACCGCAGCAUGACCUGGAAGAGACAAACUGCCCUAAUGCUAACAGCAGCGUCAGCACAUGCACCAAUGGAGACCUGCCCUGCCCUGAGGAAGAGAUAGACCAAGACAAUGAAUUUGAGGACGUUCUGGCAGCAGACAAGAGGUACUUCCUCUUCUCCACCAACUACCUCCCCGACUGUACAGAGUCCUGCGUGGAGGAAGAGGUGGAGCAAACCUUGGCGUUUCCGACUGAUGUUCAGGCCCUCUGCUCCAAUAAUAAUGAAGCAGAGCAGGAGGAGGUGGCUGAAGGGGAAGUGGAAUUGAUGGAUUCAGCUGACACGGACAGCACAGAUUCCGUGGAUGCCAUCAACAUCAGUGAUGCGGACUCUGUUGCGGACUCGGCAGACGGUGUUGAAAUCAGUGAUAUUGAGUGUGGGGACGACACCACCCCAGAAGACUGCGAUGCCGGUGAGGCGCUGGCAGACACCGACGGACUCUCAGAAUGCGAUGUAGCCUCUAACAACGAGGGUUCCCCAGACAGUCUGUGUGAGACAGGAGAGGAGUCAUGCCUGACAGAAGAGGAUGAAAACACUGCUGAAGAGCAGCCCAAUGAUAGAGGGGUUUCAGUGGAACAGCUCCACAGUGAGGAGUCAUGCUUUAGGGUCCUAUGUGUUAGCAACUUCAGAAGCACAUCUGAUGAGGAGGAUGCCACCCCUGGUACUGAGUGUUCAACGUUCGAGGGGACCCCUACAGAAGCAGAGUAUGUUAACAGCUGUGUCCCCCUUCAACUACAUGAGGAGUAUCCAUAUGAUGUAAUUGGCCCUCCGUGUGAUUCCAACAUUCCCAAGACCCCAGGAGAAUUUUACCAGCCUUACUCGGUCAUAGACACAGUGCCUGGCACAUACACAGCCAGUGUCACAGACUUCCUGGCAAAGGGUGAUGAGGAAAAUGGUCAUAGCAGAGUAAACAUAUCGGAGGAUCAGGUAGCCACUAACUUAGAACCAUAUUAUGUCUCCUCAAAUGAUGUGGCUGAUAUCAAGGAUAACCAGGCACAUGCAGAGGGGGACAUAAGUCACAAAUCUCCUGAUUUACCACAUUCCCAGCCCCAGAUUAGCAAAGUGAACAAAGAGGAUGUUGAUGACUAUGCAGAUAUUGAUGAUUCAUUCUGCAAGGAUCCAGAGGAUCUACAACAUCUUGAAUGUGCUUCAUCUGAGGACUAUGUCGAAAUAGGUGACGAUGAGGAUGAAGAGACCAACCAGCAACUAAGGGACGAGACAAAAAAAGCAAAGGACUGUGAAGGACCUGCAAGCAAGCAAUGCCAAACCUUACUCAGCCAGCUCAAUAGUCACCCCCACUUCAGACUGUGCUCCAUUACUGUGCCAGCUAACCUGGACUUAUGCAGAUCCUCUGAGCUCACCAACAGGCUGGUGCUUGCUGACACCACAGAUGCUUUUGAGGAAGAAAUUGACUUUGAUGGCCAUAUUGUGCCUUACUAUGAGGGCAGUGAUACAGAAAGGGACAAUAUCAGCGAUGAGCAUGUCUAUGAAGAGGCUGGGCUGGACUCCGAGGGAGAAAAUUUCCUUUCUCUUGAGAGAAAGUGCAUAGUGACACGGUCACGAUCUCUCUCAUGCAAAAUGCCUGGUUACGUCCCUGAAACAGUACCUGAGGAGACAGGCUCAGAGUACCAAACCCAUGACUACUGCACAGUGGCUUUAGACAAAAGUGGAGAUCCACCUGGUAACAGUGAAAAGCCAGAGGCAAACCAAAUGUUUCCCUCUUCUAAGCCAAGGCAUUUUCUUUUGUACCCUCGAUCCUAUUCAGUAGAGGGACGCGACGUUCCAAUGUCAGUUUAUGCUGAGGGAUCCCUGACAGGGGAGGCCAGAAUGAAGAGGAGGGAAGACAACCUCUCUCUGCCAUGUGUCAUCGCCUCCUCUGGGAGUUUUUCUCAGAGAGGUCUUCGCCCUUCCAGCGGCCUGUCCACACCAACAUCUGCGGUGGAAAUCCCACCACCUUUUGAGCUAGCCUACAUCACCAAGAAGCCCAUCACCAAGAGCUCCCCAUCUCUCCUGAUCGAGUGUGACUCGUCAGAGAAGCAGAAGAAGAAAAAGUCCUCAUUCAAGCGCUUCCUAGCUCUCAAGUUCAAGAGGAAGACGGAGAACAAGGCCCAUGUGGACGUUAGCAUCCCCUCCUCUCGUUCUUCCUCAGAGUCGAGCCACCACGGGCCCCUGCGUGUCCUGGACAUUGACCGAAGGAGCAUGAGCAGCUCCCCACAGCUGCAGUCUCGAUCAGGGAUGCCACAUCGGUCAUCUGACGUGCCAUCCCCCUUUCUAUUGUAUAAAGAUGGGCCAAGGAGAAAAGUUGACCCCAAGGCCUUUGGUAACAGGAGUGUGUUAAGAGUGGAGUCUUUCGAGGACCGGUCCCGUCCACCCUUGAUGCCACUUCCCCUGACCAAGCCACGGUCUAUCUCCUUUCCAAGUGCAGACACAUCAGACUAUGAGAACAUUCCUGCCAUGAGCUCUGACUAUGAAAACAUCCAGAUUCAACCUCCAAGGCCUGCUCGAGCUGGAACGUUUGGCGAAUACUUUGAAGGCCCCAACCAGGCACUCUCCUCUGCUAAUGAUACUGAUGGCUACGUGGAUAUGAGCAGCUUCACAGGGUUUGAAAGCAAACCUCAAACACCUGAUCAGGAGUCUGAAAGUGCCUAUACAGAGCCCUACAGGGUGUGUCCCCUGGCCCCCAGGCCCCCAGGCGAGGCAGGGGGUGAGUUGGUGGGCGAGGAAGACCAAGGACGAACCUCAGAAGAAGAAGAUGGCUGUGCAGAAUACAGUUACGACAAACAGAUUGAUGGGCGAUCCAGAGCAUUCUAUAUUGCCAAAGGACUGAUGGAUACAGAGAAACUGCAUGUCAAGGGUCUCAAAAUGCUACAUGAGGACUUCAGGGCUGCAGUGGGGGCAGCUGUGGGGGAGGAGGGGGGUCCUGUUCUGGAGCCAGGCAGGCUGGAGGAGAUCCUCAACCAGCUGCCCAAGGUGUAUGAGCUGCACUGCCACAUCCUGACGGACCUGGAGACUCGCCUGAGACAGUGGGAAGAGACCCAGAAGAUAGCAGAUGUGAUCUUGUCACGAAGAACGGAGUUCACCAUUUUCACCACCUACAUCUCAGAGUAUGACCGGAGUAUGGCCUUGCUGAAUGAAUCUUGCCAAAACUCACCCACCUUUGCCACUAUUGUCAAGCAGUUUGAGGAGAAGCCGGCAGGCGGAAGCGUGUCCCUGAAACACCAGCUGCUGCAGGUGGUCGUACGUGUGCUCCAGUACCGCAUGCUGCUCACAGAUUACCUCAACAACCUUUCCCCAGAUUCAGCAGAGUAUGAGGAUACACAAGCUGCCUUGGUGAUCGUAUCAGACGUUUCAGACCAGGCUAAUGACAACCUGAAACAAGGGGAGAAUUUGCUGCGGCUGGUCCAUAUUGAGUACAGCAUACGGGGUCAAAGAGACGUGCUCCGACCAGGAAGGGUAUUUGUGAAAGAGGGCACUUUAAUGAAAGUUUCCAGGAAAAGUAGACAGCCACGCCACUUAUUUUUGAUGAAUGAUGUGAUGCUGUACACCUUUCCGCAGCAGGAUGGCAAAUACAGGCUGAAGAACACUCUCUCUCUGACUGGAAUGAAGGUCAGCAAGCCCACUAUAGAGAAUGUGCAGAAUGCACUGAAGAUUGAGGUGAAUGAUAUCUCCAUCACACUCUCUGCCAGCUCAUAUGGGGAGAGAGAGGACUGGUUCCACACGCUCAUCCGGACCGUGGCAGACCACACCAGACCACCUGGGUCUUUCAGCAGCUACAGCAGUGAGGCCCGAGAGAAGCUGUGGCUGUGUCUGGGGGAGAAGGCCCCCACCCUGGUGCCCGUGUCUCACGUGAUGAUGUGCAUGAACUGCACCUCCGACUUCUCGCUCACGCUCCGUCGCCACCACUGCCACGCCUGCGGGAAGAUUGUCUGCCGAAGCUGCUCCAGGAACAAGUACCCUCUCAAGUACCUCAAAGACAGGGUGGCCAAGGUGUGUGACCACUGCUACGCUGAGCUGAGGAAGAGAGGGGGGACUGUCACUGGGGUGGACAAUAAUGGCAGUCCUCGACCCAACCGGUCCAGUCGACCGCUUUCUGCGGUCUUCCAGAGCAUCCACCCGCCCAGCCUAUGGAAGCACCGGAAGAGCACCUCUGCUCUGAACCAGGUGACAGGAUCGGCCGAGGGCUCCACCAUGAGCGGCAGCCUGCAUCGCUGCAAGAGGAGCAAGAGAAAUUGGAAAAAACUCUGGUUCCUCAUCAAAGACAAGGUGCUUUACACCUUCACAACAUACGAGGAUAAGGUAGCAUCUGAGAGCUUGCCUCUGCUUGGCUUCACUGUGAGAUUGCCAGAGAAGGUGGAAGGAGAGGAAACUGCCAAUGUCUUCCAGCUUUAUCAUAAGAAGACUCUUUUUUAUACCUUUCGAGCACAAGACACAGGCACUGCCCUCAGGUGGGUCAACGCCAUAGAAGAGGCCACUGUUUUAUAGCAUCUGCACUGUAUGGUGAAUCCACACAAGGCUGCCCUUCCUCAGUGAGCAUGUCCUUUUCCAUCAGAAUGGCUGAAUGUAAAACAAACAAGACUCCUGGACUCUGUGCCAAUAGCUGGAUCUCACUGAACAGUCAAAGGUGUCAGAGUAAAAGAGGCCUCAUUCGCAGACAGAGGAAACACACACUUUUUCUUGUUAUGAUGUGAUCUCUUUAGGCUGGAUCACACAUUUCUGUAGGGGGAUAUCCUCUGUGUUUACAGCAAUCAUUGCCAAUGCUGAUGUCAACCAAACCCCUUCUAUCAUCAGACAAAUUCACACGGUGAUUCUCAGCUCUUCCAAAAGGAAUUGAAUUUCUAAUAAGCAUGCUAGUCAGCCAUUUAUCUCUCCAUAAUGCUCUAUACUUACUCUGUUCCAGUGCAGAGUAUUCACAGUGUUGUA
Molecule: messenger RNA, 5338 nt
Organism: Conger conger (European conger)
Lineage: Eukaryota; Metazoa; Chordata; Actinopteri; Anguilliformes; Congridae
Product: FYVE, RhoGEF and PH domain-containing protein 5-like
Exons: 21
Coding region: 242-4900 (1552 amino acids)
Cellular component (GO): cytoplasm
Molecular function (GO): guanyl-nucleotide exchange factor activity; metal ion binding
Source: RefSeq, a predicted model, not a curated record